AUGGCUGAGACUCACCACUUCCACGCUCACAAGCUCUUCAGCAUGAAGGGUCAGGUUGCUGUUGUUACCGGAGGUGGCUCUGGUAUUGGUCUGAUGAUGACCCAGGCUCUGACUGCCAAUGGUAUUCUUUCUCCUACUUCCAAUUCGCAGAAGCAUUUAACUGACUACGUUCACNNAGGCGCAAAGGUCUAUGUCGUGGGCAGAAACGUUGAGAAGCUCGAGACUGCCAGCAAGGAGCACGAGCCUGAUCAGGGAGAAAUCAUUCCAUUGAGGANAAGGAGAAUUGCCAAUGCCGGUGUCCCUGGACCUAAGGCGGAGCCUGACAAGGAGGAUGCUGGAGAGCUCAAGGACAAGCUGUGGAACGGCGAGUCUGUCGAGGAGUGGAACGACACAUACUCAACCGACGUCACCUCAGUCUACUUCACCACUGUUGCCUUCCUGCCUUUGUUGCAGGCCGCUGUCGAGCCCAAGGGUCCUGGAGAGAAGUUUAGCGCAUCCGUCAUCACUACUUCGAGCAUGAGCGCNUACAACACCGCCAAGGGCGCAACAGUGCACCUGACCAAGCUGAUGUCUGCCGAGUUCAUGAAGGUCGGCGUUAGAGUCAACAGCAUUGCUCCUGGUUACUUCCCCAGCGAGAUGACAGCCAAGAGCUCCGACGACAGACAGAAGAGCGACCUGCCUGCUGAGAAGGUCGCUGAGAAGGGCCACGUUCCUCAGAUGCGUGGCGGACGUGAUGAAGAGAUGGGCAUGCUCGCAUUGCUGCUUGCCAAGAACACUUACAUCAACGGCGAGGUCAUCGCUAUUGAUGGAGGCGUCCUUAACACCCUUGCCGGACGUUAA
Aureobasidium musti is the source of this 840-nucleotide messenger RNA. The record is from the annotation of a GenBank genome assembly. NCBI's taxonomy places the organism in Eukaryota, Fungi, Ascomycota, Dothideomycetes, Dothideales, Saccotheciaceae.